Peronospora farinosa is the source of this 2841-nucleotide messenger RNA. NCBI's taxonomy places the organism in Eukaryota, Oomycota, Peronosporomycetes, Peronosporales, Peronosporaceae. The record is from the annotation of a GenBank genome assembly.
AUGGAAAGGGAAGAGACAGAUUUUAGCGUAGAAGUGGGCACUCGCGUGCUGGUUGGUGGCAAAUAUGCAGGGGUCAUUCGUUACGUGCCAAAGCGUCGCACUGCUUUGGUGGGAAUCGAACUUACCCGAGCACGAGGCGACAACGACGGGGCUACGGAGGAUGGUCAACGUUUCUUUGAAUGCAAACCAUUGCAUGGCAUUUUUGUUCGCGAAGAGCAACUUAGUGCUUUUUCGGAAGGAGAUGGGGCUGCAUGUGUUUUGCAAAGUAUCUGGCGACGGUACAGCGCAUCGCAAAAAUUUCGUCAUCUGGUGUUUGCCCACGCAUGGAAUUUGUUGGAUAACACCCAAGAGCAACUUAACCUGAAACGCUCGGAGCAAUUCAAGUCGGCAGAACAUACACUUGCACAAUUGACCAAAACACAGUCUUUGUCACGUACAGUCUCAGAUGUUGCCGUAUCUGAGAUCAAGAUCAAUUCGACUUACUCUGGCCCUCAUGUGGUCUGGCCUUUAGAAUUAUCAAAUGUGUUGGCAAUUUUGGAUUCGUUCAAAACGACACAAAUUUUGCACUAUAAAUAUGUGCUGGAAAUUCUCAAAGCAAGUGUACGGUCUUUUUCACCGUUGCCAACAUUGCAAGCCAUUUCACUUGAAAACGAUGAAAAACUUACUGUGGUUGGGGAUCUCCAUGGUCAAUUGCAAGAUCUUUUCUCUAUCUUUUCCAUCAAUGGUCUUCCUACUCGUACAAACAAAUAUCUCUUUAAUGGAGAUUUUGUAGAUCGGGGAAUGUACGGUAUAGAAGUCAUGAUGACGAUCUUGCUUUUCCGUCUACUGUACCCAACCAGUGUUUUCCUUAACCGUGGGAAUCACGAAUCCCGUAAUCAAAAUUCAUGGAUGGGGUUUGAAGACGAAGUAUGGAUGAAAUAUUCCGGCAUCGAGGACGACGAUUUGGAACGCCCGGUUCAUGUUUUUGAAAGUUUUCAAACCCUUUUUGGGUCCCUUCCACUUUGUGCUAUUAUUCAAGACAAAAUUUUUGUCGUUCACGGUGGGUUAUUUUCACGUGAUAAUGUCACAUUGGCCCAUUUGCGUGGAAUUUCACGAAAACGAGAACCGCCGUUGCAUCAACUGAAUUUUCAAGAUAAAAUUUUUGAAGAUUUAUUAUGGAGUGAUCCACGUCCCAUACAAUCUCGUCAACCGUCGGAACGUGGGGCUGGGGUUGAAUUUGGUAUUACCGUAACAAAUAAUUUUUGUUUCGUAAACAAAAUUGCCCUGAUUAUUCGUUCGCACGAGUGCGUAAUCGAAGGAUUUGAAAUUUUGCAUGGAGGUCGAUUGAUUACGCUCUUUUCAGCGUCAAGAUAUUGUGGCACUCAGAUGAAUAAAGGGGCUUUUUUGACUUUUGGGACGGAUUUACAGCCGGAAAUUCAACAAUUUUAUGCUCAGUCGAUCACUGAAAGUACAUUUCAAGCACCGGCACAAGCUCAGAUGCAAAAUUUAUUGGAAGAAGAUACACUUCGGAUGAUUGCCGAACGGAUUUGUGACCAUAAGGCGUCAUUAUACUGGUAUUUUACCCAACAUGAUGACGAGCAUAAGGGUACGGUACCUCGAUUGAUUUGGGCGGAAGCUCUUCGAUCGGUAUUACAAUUGGAUUUGCCGUUUUUGACCUAUCAAUCAAAACUUGCUGAAUUGGUCGAUGAAACUUCAGGACGUAUCAAUUAUUCUCACUUUCUGGCUCGGUAUCGCAUUGAGAAUAAUGCAAUGGACAAUUGUGGAUGGCAAGAAAGCAUUAUUGCACUUAUUUGCAAGAAAUUGUAUCGUGCAAUGGGUGCGGGUGAUGUACAGCAAGCGUUCAAGGUAUUUGACACUGAUUCAAGUGGCUUUAUUGAAUAUGAAGAAUUUGUCACGACACUGAAGCAAAUGGAUACGGGAUUGGCGGAUCAGCACGUUUAUGAGCUCAUGCGCACAGCCGAUACGAACGACGAUGGACGUAUUGAUUUCAACGAGUUUGCUCAGCGUUUUGAGGUUAUCUUUACGGACCAAGGUAAGAAUCGCGAAGAAAAGUUGUCCGAGGUGGCAGCGGUGGAGCCAUCUCCGACUCUGGAGGCUGUAGAUGCAGAAACUAUGCGUGAAAGCCACAAGACCGUGGCAAAGCCCAUCUUUGCGCGUAGGGUGUCAUCAGUAGACGAACAGUCAGCGUUCACGCCGCAACCUGCAAGAAAUCUCGACGUGGAGACCAUGGAGGCACUAUUGCAGGUUGGCAAGGCGCUGUUCUCCCGUCCUGGGUCGUUGCAGUAUCACUUUUGCCACUUCGAUACGAACCAGGAUGGUGUUCUCUCUCGUAGCGAGUUUAAAGACGCCCUUGACCAUUUAGGUUUCAACUUCGAACCGAGUCUAAUGGAUCGGGUAAUGGCUGCUGUGGACAGUGAUGGAGGUCAUUCGAUCGACUACAAGGAGUUUGUGACGGCGUUUAGUGUACAGGAUCUGAAGGAACAAUCAGCACUCGAGUCUGGCGACCUCACGUGGCAGAACUCGGUGUUACAACAGGUCUCCAACGUGUUUUACCAGCAUCGUAUCCACAUUCGCAAUGCCUUCCGCAUGUUUGACGCGUCGAAUAGUGGAGUCAUCAGUCGCGACAAUUUCCGUACAGGUAUCCAAGCUUUCAACGUGGUGCUCAAUUCUCCGCUCUCAGAUGACCAAAUUGAGGAGCUGCUGUCCUAUCUCGACAGCAAUAACGACGGCGUGAUUAGCUACAAGGAAUUCUUUAAUGGCUUCCGUGUGGUGGACGUACGCGUUGAUGAGGACAAGUCGACGGGGAGGAGACCACCAGUGGAAUCUACAACGGAAGACUAG